This is a messenger RNA of Pseudomassariella vexata, 1176 nucleotides long. Its product is annotated as Formate/nitrite transporter. The record is from RefSeq and is a predicted model, not a curated record. Bases 198 to 1121 code for a protein of 307 amino acids. Lineage: Eukaryota; Fungi; Ascomycota; Sordariomycetes; Amphisphaeriales; Pseudomassariaceae. Gene Ontology annotation, cellular component: membrane. Gene Ontology annotation, biological process: transmembrane transport; nitrite transport. Gene Ontology annotation, molecular function: high-affinity secondary active nitrite transmembrane transporter activity. The transcript is spliced from 5 exons.
CGUGUUUCUUGCAAGGUUGUUUUGGUUAUUCUCUGUCCGCUCAUGCACUUUGCCCAGCUUUGUUAACCUAAAGGUGGCAAACCCGACAUUACUGCGACUUACAGGAGCAUUCUCAAUUCCUCAUUGGUGAAGCUCUCUCUCUAACUCUCCCCUAGUCGACUAGUGCCGCGGUGGCUGCCAGCUCCCGAUCAACAACGAUGGUUACCCACGUCCACCUUACCAACUUUGCGUCAUAUACGCCGGCGGAGACGAUCGAAAUUGUCAGCCGAACGGGCGUGAAGAAGGGAAAUAUGCGGGCUGACAAGGUGUUCUUGUCCAGCGUCUCGGCCGGGUGCUUGUCGGCUUUCGCGGCCGGAAGCUAUCUGAUUAUAUGUACUUCGCCGUGGUUGGAGGAGAACGCGCCGGGUUUACUUCACUCGUUGGGGGCUUUUGUAUUUCCAUACGGUUUGGUUUUUGUGGUUUUGACAGGAGCCGACUUGUGCAACGGCUCGUUCCUGUUUACUGCUGUUGCUGCGCUGCAUGGCCGUCUUCCCGUGUGGAGAAUGCUCCUCCACUGGUUCCUGUGUUUUUGGGGUAACCUUGCCGGUUGCCUCUUUGUGGUUCUUAUUCUGUUUGGAUACGGCGGUACUUUUGACGAAGAUCCGUUCAAGUCGAAGGUCAUUGCACUUGCGACGCAGAAGCAGAUCACGCCGACCUGGGUGCAAAUAUUUCUGCGGGGAAUCGGUUGCAACUGGCUCGUGGCGCUAGCCUGCUUUCUCGGUCUUCAAGGCCGGGAUCUCACCAGCAAAAUAGCCGGCCUUUGGCUCCCCAUAUUUGCUUUCGUCUCUGUCGGGUUUGAUCACGUCGUCGCAAACAUGACCUUCAUGCCGUUGGGCUUGUGGAUCGGAACUCCCGGGUUAACCAUCGGUUUAUACAUCUGGAAGGGCAUCAUCCCGUCCUUGCUUGGCAAUAUCAUUGGAGCGACAAUAUUCGGGGGCGGUUAUUACUACUACAUGCACAUUCUCGGAGCGGAGGAUAUUUAUGUUGACGGCGCACCUUAUGUGGUGAAAGGAGAUGGUGUUCCGGUCCACAAUGUACCUCGGGAUUUAGAGAGCAGUGGGAGCAGUGUUGUUGAUAAAUAGGCAUUGGCGUGCAAGAGCGUAUUGUUUGGCACUGGAAUUAGAUUUAGACUAUGAG